Molecule: messenger RNA, 717 nt
Organism: Acaulospora colombiana
Lineage: Eukaryota; Fungi; Glomeromycota; Glomeromycetes; Diversisporales; Acaulosporaceae
Source: the annotation of a GenBank genome assembly
CGAAGCUAACGAGGUUACUUCUAACGAAUCCAACUUUUUCGGAUCAAUUAUUAACCGAUGAACGUUGGCGUUUCCUCAUCCUUAAAUACGGUGGGGAACCGCUCUUUGUCCACAUCCUCGAACAACAUACUGCUAAUAAGAAUGCACAGUACAUUCUAAAGUUACUAGGAAAAUUGAGAAUAUCAAAUUCUCUACCCCAUGCCGUUGCGGUGUUGAUGGGUCGAAAUAUAGCUUGGAAGCGACUGCUGCUUUCUCUUGAUGAUUCAACUCACGAUGUAUCAUACGUGGCUUCCACCGCAAUAAAAAUCAAGUGGAAGAAUGAACGGGACGUCAUUCCUUUCAAGGAUUUGGUCAAUUUAUCAUGCGAAUUGCCGUCCAUAAAAAGUGUCAUGGAAAUUUCUAACAUUCAAGUUUUUACAACCUUCAAAGAAUUGUUUCCCGAUUGUAUUAACUGGAUUCUAAAAGAUCUUGUUGAAAUUUUGGGAAAAAGAAAUAUUUAUCUAGAACAACUGUUUACGAAAUCUGUCGAAUCCUGUUCGCAAUCUUUUGGUCGAUAUGCAGGUCUCUUAACGAAUUCGGUUCACUCUUUCUUGUCCAUUGGAUUUCAAUUCAAUCGAGAACAUGUUGAAUACAUCCAUUCUUCUGUGAACGACGAUCUCGUAUUGCUUUUCUUUAAGUUUAUUGAAGAUUUUUUUGCCAAAAAUCGAAACGGAGUUG